This is a messenger RNA of Aureobasidium subglaciale EXF-2481, 1059 nucleotides long. RefSeq names its product glycoside hydrolase family 131 protein. The record is from RefSeq and is a predicted model, not a curated record. The transcript has a single exon. Lineage: Eukaryota; Fungi; Ascomycota; Dothideomycetes; Dothideales; Saccotheciaceae. Bases 1 to 1059 code for a protein of 352 amino acids.
AUGUACUUCAAUUCUAUCGCUCUGACCACCGCCCUGCUGGCUGGAUCCAGCAUGGCCGAAAUCCUAUGGGAUGGUCGUUUCACCGACACAUCUGCCGCCGAGAUCAACAAGUGGUCCUGGGAGAACCAAGUCGGCGCCUAUCAGUACUACAUCCACGGAUCUGGCGCGACCACCGACUAUGUCAACAUCAGCCCUGACUAUGUCAAUCCAGCCGAUGCCUCCUCCUCGGAUGGUGUCCGUAUCACUGUCGAUGGCACUUCCUCUUGGAACGGCCAGACUAUGAUGCGAACUGAGCUCAUCCCCUCCACCAAGGCUGCCAUCAAUAAGGGCAAGAAGUUCUACCACUUCAGCCUUAAGCGUGCUGCCGAGAACGCCCCUGAUGCCAAGGCUGAACACCAAGUCGCCUUUUUCGAGUCCCACUUUACCGAGCUCAAGUAUGGUAUCGACGGUAGCGAUGGAAAGUUGCAGUGGAUGACCGACGGUAAAGCCCAAUUCGAUAUGGACUUCGAUGCUGAUGUCUGGCACAACGUCGCCUAUGGUAUUGAUUUCGAUGCCAACACUGUCGAAUUCUACCACUCUACUGGCGCUGAUGAGUUGGUGUCCAAGGCUGGUCCUUUGAGUGCUUCUGUCAGCUCUGAUGGUGCUGACUGGCAUGUUGGUGUGCUCAAGUUUUCCCAGACCAAGGAAGACUGGUUCUUCAGCAGCGUUUACAUUGAGGAUGGCGAGCUGACGACCGCUAUCUCUGGUCCAUCAGAUGAUUUGACGCCAAAGGUGUCGUCAUCUGCUGCUCCGGUCUCUUCAUCCACUAUCGCUACAGUCAGCUCUUCCCAGGCUGCUGUCGUUACAACUUCGUCUUCUGUCGCUGCAGCAGAGCCUACUUCGGUCGUUGCCCCUCUCUCAAGCCCAUCCAGCGCUGUACCCACCACUCUGCAGACUAUGACCCUUCCCACCAGUCCCAACUCUAGCGUCUCUGCUAUCGUCGCUACUACUUCUGCUAGCGCAGCUGCGCCCUCCUCUACCGACGACGCUGGCUGCGCUGUCGAGUAUGUUUACGCUUAG